CUCUCUUCGUUCGGGCCUCUCAGAGCGACAUGUCGUACUUACGUUUAGUGGCGCCAGAAAGUGGAGCGACGAUCGUUCUCGGUCACUGAUAUAUCGGAGCCCUUCUUACACUUGGGAACAAAAAAGCGAAAGACGAACGGGGACUGCGCCGAGUAAGCGAAACCGAUUGUGUUUUCUUCGCCGAUUGGUUUUCUGGAGAGGAAUACGACUAGUUUCGUUCUUGUUUGGGAGAAGUGGUGGAGGGGGAUUCUUCAAGGGAGAAAUAUGCUGCAGAUCCGGCUUAGCAAAGUUCCACAGGCUGAAGGUGGUGCUGGAGCAGUGAAGCCCUUGCCGGCGGAGACUGUGACGGUCGCAUGCCCUGACCACCUUGUUCUUGCUGAUCUUCCUGUAGCAAAGGGCAUUGGUGCGGCUACUGCUGCUUCGAUUGUCAAGUCUGUGGGUCGCAGGUCUCGCCGUCAGCUUGGAGAACGAGUUCAUUUUUGUGUGAGAUGCGAUUUCCCAAUCGCUAUUUAUGGUCGCCUGAGCCCUUGUGAGCAUGCCUUCUGUCUCGAUUGUGCAAGGAGUGAUUCCAUAUGCUACCUUUGUGAUGACCGUAUCCAGAAGAUUCAAACUAUAAAAUUGAUGGAGGGGAUCUUCAUUUGUGCAGCCCCACACUGUCUCAAGUCUUUUCUUAAGAGGACUGAAUUUGAAUCUCAUAUACAUGAGAGCCAUGCCGACCUUCUUAAGCCAAAUGCAGAUAAGGAAGAUGGAAAUGAAAUUGAGGCUCAUAGUGCGAAACAAUCUACAGCUUCUGAGUCCACUGCCCGAGGUCCGUCGAGACCAAUCAUAUCUCCAGGUUCCAAUUCCCAGCUCCAAGAACGUGAAGAAAAAUUUCAUCGUCAACAAUCCAGAGACCAACCUAGGUCUGGCAUGCAGCAAAAGCAAGCACCAAAUUUUGGUCAGAACCAAAACAAUCCAUCUGAAUCUCAACCAGACAGCGGUCAUUCACAAGGCUUUGAUCGGCAUGGACCUCAUGGCCGUUUCCCCCCACAAAACUUUGACUUACAGGGUGGUCCACAUCAGGAAUCCAAUCAGUUUUCAGACAAACAGCAAGGAAUUCUAACCGACACUCCAUUUUCUCAGUAUCCUCCUCUGCAACCAAUCCCGCCACCAAAUUAUGUGGUUCCAACCAAUUCAAAUCCAAUGUUGACUCCCCCUCUACCAUUUGGUUAUCCUCCUUUUCCAAUUGAGGGAGCACAACAAUAUUACAGCACACCCUAUGAAGUGUCACGGCAAGAUGCUGCAGUAGAUUCUGGAUCUGAACAAGGGUCAUUGCUAGGCUUUCCACCCGGUGCGGCAGGAGGAAUGAAUUUCUCAGCAACUUAUCCGCAGUCUUGGAAUACUGGACAAGCGGGCGCUCCUUAUGACCAUGCUGCUGGGAGUCAAGGAAUGCCGGAUUCUUUUUCUAACACCCCUGAUUCCCAAGGAAAACAUGGAUUUUACCAAGGAGAUUACAGACGCAGUCCUGGAGGUUUGCCUGUGAAUUCAUCCGUCUCUUCUAUGGCCAACAAGGGCAUGGAUCUGGGACAUGCGGGUACUGCCAUGGACUUCAGGGAGGGUAAAGGUAUAUUGGCACCACAGCCUACAAUGCAAUUGCCUCUGCCUCCGCCUCCCCCACCGCCACCUUACUUGUCGCAACACAAGCGGGGCAAGUUCUAUUCAGGAGAUAUGGAUCAUGAUGGGCAAGGCCUCCCAUGGCAGAAUGACAGCCACAGCCGUGAUAGCUUUGGAAGCGGCCAAGACUGAUGAUUUUUCAUUCUUUGUUUCCUUCCAAUCAUUGUUUUGAUCAUAUUUUGCGCAUCAUCGUGAGAAUGUCUGUAUAUUUCAACUUGAUGCCCAAUCGUAAAGUUUUGCCCUUCCAGAGAACUUUGCUUAAAAGUACUGUCAUUUGAGAAGUCCGAGAUCAUCAAUAUUAUAUGCAAUACUGACAGUAGAUAAGAGUGUCA
Molecule: messenger RNA, 1985 nt
Organism: Momordica charantia (bitter melon)
Lineage: Eukaryota; Viridiplantae; Streptophyta; Magnoliopsida; Cucurbitales; Cucurbitaceae
Product: RING/U-box superfamily protein
Biological process (GO): protein ubiquitination; regulation of cell adhesion
Molecular function (GO): ubiquitin protein ligase activity
Source: RefSeq, a predicted model, not a curated record